Molecule: messenger RNA, 483 nt
Organism: Lachancea sp. 'fantastica'
Lineage: Eukaryota; Fungi; Ascomycota; Saccharomycetes; Saccharomycetales; Saccharomycetaceae
Source: the annotation of a GenBank genome assembly
AUGUUUCGAGAUCAAUUGGUUCGAGCUCUUGAGGAUGCUGGUACAAUUCACUUCAAGCCGCUAUGGAUAGCCUCGAGUGACAAGCUAGAAGAGCUCAUUUUGGAAAUAUUUAGUUUCGGUAAAGUGAAAGAUGUGCCAGACGAACUACGGUGCGAAAUUACGGUUCGAAUGUGGACAAAAUUGAGAGUUUUAACGCUUUUAGAGUUGUUAUGCCGACAUCGAAGUAUCAGAAUUGCCGAAUUACGAGAUGAAUGCGAACUGAAAUCGGAUCUCGAAGUCGAAAACCUUGCAAUGCGUCUUGGGAAAUGGGUUGAUUUCCAAAUUGAUCAAGUGAGUGGGGAAAUACAUGUUCUGCGAUGCUACGAGGGACGAGACGUAUACAACGGAGAGAAACAGUUGCGGCUGGUCCGCAACGCACACACUAGACUCGCUAUCUUGGAUGACCUCAAUUCCUGGAAGAAACGUCUGGAAAAUGACAUGUAA